AUGCUUAAAUAUUUUUACCCUUGUUAUAUAUUAUUGAGAUUAUUUUCAAUUGUUUUUAUUAACUUUGAUUAUACAAUUUUAGAAAGCAUAAUAAUCAUAUUAGUGUUUGUAAUUGCUAAUUUAGCAGAUGAGAAAUCUUUUGAUUCUACAAAAAUUCGUUUAUCUUUAUAAUUAAAUGAUGAGGAAUAAACAGAUCAACAUAUUAAUGCAUUAAGAUUAACAAAAAGAAAAUAAAAUGAAUUUAGCCAUUUUAAUGAAUAUUCCAAAGAAAAACUUAAAAUUAGAAGUCCAAGUAUUUAUUCCAAUAAACCUCACUCUUAUAAUGAUUUAUCUUCUAUUGUUAGAUAAAAAGAAUCUAUUGAUUUUGAUAAAUUAGAAUAAAAAUUUUCAUUAGCCAAAAUUUUGUAAAUAAUUCCUAAUGGAAUAAUUAUUCUUAAUAAAUAAUAAAAAUUACAUUUUAUUAAUAAAAAAUUCAUAAAAUUAUUAUAAUGUAAGAAUGAAGAAUUAAUAUUGCCAAAACUUAAGGAUUGUUUAAGAAAUUAAUUAUUCAAAAUGGAUAAUUGCUAAAUUAAUUAAUAACCACAAAAUAACAAAAAAAUUGAAAUGAAUCAAAAUACAUUAGAAGAAAUAAUAAAAAAAGCAUAAUAAAAUAAGGUUUAAGUAGAUAUAUUUGAUAUUCUAUUGAAUUAAAAUAAAUAUUUGAAUUAAUAUUUUUUUCAUUAAGGAACUUAUGAUGCAGAAAAAAGUAGUAUUGAUGAAUCUCCAGUUUCAUAAAAUAGUUAAAAUUAAUAUAAUUUUAAUUUUUAAUUAGAAUCAAAUAAAUCUUUAAAACUUAAGAUUAUUUAAACACAAAUGACUAAUUAAUAAUUAGAUUCUAUUGUAUAAAAUGAUAUGUAAAUAUUUGGAGAUUAAUUAAAUCAACCUGUAUUAGUAUUAAUCUUAAAAGAUAUAACCUAUAAAUAAUAAUUUUAAAAGGUAGAACUUAAAAAUUAAUAAUUUUGCAAUCUUCUUAAAAAUUAAUUAUUCUAAUUAAGAACUCCUUUAAAUUUAAAUUAGUAAUAUUUAAGGAUUAUAAAUGAUGUAAUUAAGGAAGAAUAAGAUAUGACAGAAAAAUUAGAAUUACUUUAAUGUUCAACUUCUUUUUUAUAAUACUAAAUGAAUAAUGUUUUAGAUUUUUUAUCUUAUUAAUUAAAUGAAUUUACUUAUUAUUUCUAUAGAUUUUCAAUUAAUGAUUUAAUUAAUGAAAUAGAAUAAGUUUUUAUUCCAUAUUUAUUUUAGAAGAAGAUCUAAUUUUAAAUUAAAGUUUCAUCAAGUUUAUAUGAUAAAUAUUUGAAUUCAGAUAAAUUAAGAAUAAUUUAAGUUUUAUUAAUUAUUCUUAAUCAUUAAUGUAAUAAUAUUAUACAAGGUGGAGAUAUCAAUUUAAGUUUUCUUGCUAAAGAUGAAUUUACAAUUUAAGUAGCUGUAGAAAACACAUCUAUUUAAAUGAAUAGAAAAAAAUAAUUCUCAUUUAAUUAAAUAAUGUUAAAAAACUAAGAAAAUGAAAGCUGUAAUGAUUUAAUGACUCAUCAAGAAUUAGGAUUUGGAUUAAAUUUAGCAGCAAGAUUAGCAUCAGGUUUAAUUUAAGAGAAUAAUAAUAUAGAAAUAUUAACAAAUUCAUUAGAUGGUAGUAGUAUACAUUUUUUAAUAUAGGAUUAAAUAUAGAAAAAAUAAUAAAAUUAAAUAUUAAUAUAAGAUAAAAUAGAAGAUCCAAUAUUAGAAAAAGAAUAAAUAAGAAAUUAAUCCAAUACUUUUGGCUUUAUUAUUAAAAAUAAAUGUUAAUCUUAAUAAUAAGAAGAUAACUUUAUUAUUAAGAAAUAUUGCUAUUAAGAUAAUACUAAUUAAUAUGAGAAUUCAGAAAAAAUAGUAUAAAAAUCUGAAGGUUUCAAAUCAUUCGAAAGUCCAAAUAUAAUUGAUGAUUAAAGUGAAAGAAUAAUUAUACCUAAAUCUAAUUAUUUUUAAUUUAGAUCUAUAGAGAGUCCAGGAUAAUUAUUAAUAAAUUAAACAUUUUCGUUUAAAAUAUCAACUUUAUAAUUACAUGAAUGUAGUAUUAAUUGUAAAAAGAUAUUGAUAGUUGAAGAUUAGAUUUUUAAUCAAAUUGCUCUAAAAGCUAAUUUAAAUCAUUUUGCAAUUUAAUGUGAUUAAGUAUAUGAUGGUUAUUAAGCAAUUUAAAGAGUAAAAGAGAAACUAUAAACUUCUUGUUAAUUUUAUGAUAUCAUUUUUAUGGAUAUAGAAUUGCCAGGAAUAAAUGGAUUUGAUACUUCGAAAGAAGUAAGUUUACUUUUUAUACAUUAGAUAAUUUCAAUGGGUUGUAAGAAGACUGCAAUUGUCAUUUGUUCAGCUUAUGAUACAAAGGAUAAUUUAAUGUAAUUUGAUCAUUCUGGGUUAUGCGAUUAUCUACAAAAACCAAUACUUUAAAUUGAACUACUCUAAAUUCUCAAAAAAUAUUAAUUAGUUAAAUGAUUAUUGUUUUAUUAUGUCUUAUUACAUUCUGUAAUUCAAUUGAGAUAUAUGUUAAUACAAUAAGACCUAAAGAUAAUCCUUCAGAGACUUAUACAUAUUAUGAGUUGCCAUAUUGUAAACCGAAUGAUUUUGAAGAAGUAAUUGAAUCUUUAGGACAAUCAUUAUCUGGUGAUAAAUAGAUGACUUCAGUUUACAAAUUUAAUACAAAAGAGAGAUUAGAAGAUAAAUAAGUAUGUGAGAGAAAUUUUACAAAAGGUGAAAUAAAAAAAUGGAUAGAUGCGAUAGAUUAAGAAUACAUAAUUGAAUUUUAUUUAGCAGAUUUUAUAAUGCAUGAUAUAGUGGGCAGAUUUUAUAAUGGAUAAUAUUAUCUAAAGAAUAGAAUCACAUUUAAUUUAUAUGUAUCAAAUGAUUAAAGAUUGAUGUAUACUAAUAUUACAAUAAAUGAUGAUGAUUUUAUAUCUAUAAAUUCAUAAGAUGAUAAUAAAGAAAUUGGAUUCUAUUAUACUAUUUAAAUUAAAUAAUAUAAUGAAAUGAUGAAUAUUCAUGAUCAUAGUGUUAAAUGGAAUUUAUUAAUAUUCAAAAGUAUAUUAAUAUUAAUUUUAAUCAUAAUUGUCAGCUAAUUAUUGAGGAAAUCAAUAUAAAGUGAUUAUAGUAAUAUACCAGAUGAAGAAAAUGAAAUUGAACCAUAAGGAUGGAAAGCUAUUAAAAUUGAAUCAUUAAUGCCUCCAACUAAUCGUAUAGUAUUUUCUGCAUUACUUGGAACAGGAAUUCAUUUUUUAAUGACCAUUUUUAUAUUGUUAAUAUUGGGAUCAUUUUAUUUAUUUGAAACACAUAAAGGAUCUAUUAAAUCAGCUGGAAUAAUUAUAUAUAGUUUUGGUGGAUGUAUUUAAAUUUAUUAUUAAUUUGUCUAGCUAUUAAUGGAUAUUAUACAGGAAAAUUUUAUAAAUUUUUUGGAGGCAAGAGUUGGCUAUUAAAUUUAUUUAUAGCAGCAGCACUUUUUCCAAUAUCUGCUAUGUCAAUUUUAUUUAUUAUUGAUGUAUUUUCAUAUUUAUUUGGAACAACAUCUACAUUCUCAUUUACAGCAGUAUUUUCUGUUGGAUUUAUUUUAACAGUUGUUUAUUUACCUUUAACUUUAAUAGGUGGUGUUUCAGGUAGAUUAAAAACAAUAGAUGAAUUAUUUGAAAAAAGAUUGAAAAAGAAAGUUCUAAUCUCAAAUUAUUAGUUUCUAUCAAGUGGAUGUUUAUAUGGAAUUGUACCUUUUAUGUAAUUAGAAACAUUUUAAGUUAUAGAUCGAUCAUUAUGGAACUGUAUUAUAUUUUGGAAAGUACAUGGAGUGAUAAAUAAUUUGAGUAAUACACCUUGUUGAUCUUUUCCUAUAUUUAAUUAUUGAUUAUUGUAGGUUGUUUAUCUAUUAUACAAACAUACAAAUAAUUGAAUUAAGGUAAUUAUAAUUGGUAAUGGAUAUCAUUCAUUAAUGGUGGAUAAUGUAUUAUAUAUAUAUUUGGAUUUAUCUUCUUUUAUUAUUAUUUUGUUAAUAUGCAUGGAUUUUUUUAAUUUUUAUUUUAUUUUGCAGAAAGUAUAUUGGCAUGUUUUGUAUUAUGGUUGAUGUUAGGAUUUGUGAGUUAUUGGAUAUCAUUAAAAUUUGUGAUUUAUAUUUAUUCAUAAAAUAAAAUUUAAUGA
This is a messenger RNA of Paramecium primaurelia, 4179 nucleotides long. Lineage: Eukaryota; Ciliophora; Oligohymenophorea; Peniculida; Parameciidae. The record is from the annotation of a GenBank genome assembly.